CUCUCUACUUCCUCCACCAAACUCAGAAGUGGCAGAUUUAGUUUUAUAACUGCACUAUAAACUCCGAUAUAAAUCUCAUGGGAACGCGAAAAGGUCAUGGAUCAGACACAAAAAUAUAGCAAAGAAAAACUGAGAGAGAAUUCACUGCAGUUUUUGCCACAGCUGCCUGAGGUAAGGUCUAAGCCACAAUGGAAAAAAACGGCACCACAAUUUCUUCUAAGAGAAGAGAAAGCCCUAACAGAUUUAUACUCGUUUGAUCUAAUGCCCAAACAGUGUUUAAAUCCAAAACAAUCAAGAAAGAAAAUUCUGGAUGCUGGUGUACUAUCAUCUGGAUCUAUAAAGAGGCCGGUCAGUUACUUACACCGAAAGAAAGAACAGGAAAAAUUUAGAAGUGCACUUGUUGACAUAAUUUUGCAAAAUGACACUGCUGCUGCUGAACAGCCAUUUUGCCUUGAUGAAACGCACAUUUCACCUGCACUGGAGAAGGAUAUUUUGCGGUACAAUUACUACAUCCACCAUGGAAUUGAUACAGAACAUGUUGCACCAAUGGAAGAUUCAUGGCUCGAAAAUGUUUUGAAAUUGGUUCCUGAACAUCUGAACACUUACAGAGAAAGCAUAGAAAUGUUGUCUGAUGAAAUAAGAGAAGACUAUCUUCUGAGUGUAAAGAAAGCAAUUGUUGAUUUUGUUUUAAAAGAUCCAAGGAAAAAAGAAGAAUACAAGACAAGUAACAUUCCACACCGUGCUGAAAUAGAAAUAGUACCAAAACCCUGGAAGAAGUCAUUUUUGGUAAAUUGCAAUACUAUAAAAGAGAAUUUGAAUGCAAUAAAUCCUACGAUGGCUGCUGUUUUAGACUUGUGGCAUUCAUCGUUUGGGCAAUUACGUUUAGUUGACACUGAUGAAUUUCACAGUCGCCAAGAGUCAAUGGAACUUUCCAUUUUCCAGAAUCUUGUCACAAGACAUAUUGAUUCUGCCAAAGACAAACUGCUUAAGAAAUGGUUUCCAGAAAUUCAAAAUAUAUUUUACCAAGGGAACAAACGAAAACAAAUUCCUAGUAGCAGCAAUUACAAGAAGCUGGAAUCAUUUUUUAACUGUGCUGCUACAUUAAUGAAUGGACAGUUACAAAGCCUUGCAUUGGUAUCUAUCCAGGAUUAUACAGAUUUAAUUGUUCAGCCGCCGGAUUCAGUUCUGGCUUAUGAGCAUCCAGGCUUUAUUAUCCGGCUAAUCCUUGACAAUACUUCCAUCAAGUUUAAACCUGAUUUUAAUGAAUAUGAAACUGCAUUGCUGAAUGUAUAUGACAUGAUGAUUAAAGCAGUCAAUGUUGUGCCAAGAGUGGAAACAAAGUUGUACUCUGAAUGGCAAGGUCAAAGUUCCAAAAGUACCUUAAAGCCAAUCAUUCCAGAAGAAAUCUUAGAGAAACACAAGUGGGCAGUGAAAGAAUUUGUAGCUAAGGAGAGUUUCUUACCAAUGGAGCAUUUGAAACUGUAUGAUAAAUACAACUUCCUAAUAAGCAAGCAAGCAGACCUCGAUGUUGAUCAGUUCUUGGCUGAGGAGCAUACAUUUGAAGAGAUCAUGAGAGAGGUUCUCAAAUACAAAGCGCUUACAAGUGAAAUACAGUACACUUCUAGGAAGUUUAUUAGGUUAGGAAUGUUUGAACUCCACUGCGAUGAACUCAUCAGGGCUUUGACAAAACGUUCUGAGGCUAUAUCAGGAAAACUGGUUGCUAAAAUGUUCAGUGUUCACCAGGAGGUCAAUAAAAUACUGUGUGAUGAAUUUGAAAGAAUAGCAGAAAAAGCACUAAGCACUCCCUCAAGCACACAUGAACUUAUGGAUCUAAAGGCAUACAUUGCAAAGGUUGAAGCUCAGCAUAUGGUGGAAAUGGAACAGAAGCUAGUGGACGCAAAGAAUCGCCUUGUUUUCUUAGUAGACUAUGCAAUAUUUUCACCUUCAGAUAUUCGGUUGAAUAACAGUACAUUUCAUUGGCACAGUCGCAUGGGAGAUAUUUUUGAGGAACACAAAAGGAUUGUAAAAGAGAAAACAGAACAGUUUCAAGAAGAACUCAAGCUACGCUGUGAGAAGUUUGUUGAAGAACUGGAAAACUGUGCUAAGCAGGUGGAAGAAUUUCAGUCUUAUGGAGAUAUGCAGGAAGUGACCAAAUAUUUAAAAAAGGCACAAGCACUGAAUUCCAAACUUGAUCAAGCUGUUGAUAAGAUUGAUCAACUUAAUGCAGAAGAAGAGGCCUUUGGCUGGGGAGCCUCUCAAUAUCCUCAGCGAAAGAAAAUUCAAGAUGCAUUAAAUCCAUAUUUGCGACUUUAUGAGAUUACAUCAGAAUUCAAUGCAAAGUAUAAAAGUUGGAUGGAGGGACCAUAUACUUCUGUAAAUCCAGACCUUGUAGAACAGGAUGUAGGAAACUACUGGCGAUCCCUUUAUAAACUUGAAAAAACAUUUAAUGAAUCCCCAAGUGCCCUUUCUUUGACUGCUAAGAUCAAAACCAAAGUUGAAGAAUUUAAAGAAUACCUACCUCUAAUACAGAUAGUUUGCAAUCCUGGACUGCGUGACAGGCACUGGGAUUCUAUGUCAGCAAUCGUUGGUUAUUCAAUUAAACCACAAGAGGACACUAAUAUGAUGAAAUUUAUCGAAAUUAAUCUUCAGCCGUUUUUGGAGAAAUUUGAAGGCAUCAGUGAGGCAGCUAGCAAGGAAUUCUCUCUUGAAAAAGCCAUGGAGAAAAUGAUAUUUGAGUGGGAUAAAAUUGAGUUUGGCCUCCAUCCUUAUAGAGAAACUGGAACAUAUAUUCUUUCUUCUGUGGAUGAUAUACAAAUGCUUUUAGAUGACCACCUUGUCAAAACACAAACAAUGAGAGGCUCACCAUUUAUAAAGGCUUUUGAAAAUGAAAUAAGAGAGUGGGAAAGCAAGUUGCUGCUGCUUCAAGAAAUCCUGGAUGAGUGGCUCAAGGUCCAAGCAACUUGGUUGUAUUUGGAACCAAUAUUUAGCUCUCCAGAUAUAAUGGCUCAAAUGCCAGAAGAAGGCAGGAGGUUUUCCACUGUAGAUAAAACAUGGCGAGAUCUAAUGAAGCAAGUACUGUUGGACAAACAUGUUCUGACUGUGGUUACCAUUGAAAAAAUGCUGGAAAAAUUCAAAAAGUCAAAUGAAUUUCUCGAACUGAUUCUUAAGGGACUUAAUGAAUACUUAGAGAAAAAACGAUUGUUUUUUCCACGGUUCUUUUUUUUGUCCAAUGAUGAACUUCUUGAAAUUCUUUCUGAGACAAAGGAUCCUACAAGAGUGCAACCACACUUGAAAAAAUGCUUUGAGGGAAUAGCUAAUGUGGAAUUUACAGAUGUUUUAGACAUUACACACAUAAAAAGUAGUGAAGGAGAGGUUGUACAAUUAGUAAAUACAAUUUCAACAUCCAAAGCCAGAGGUCAAGUGGAAAAGUGGUUAGUUGAAGUUGAAACAGCCAUGAUUCAGUCUGUCCACAAGGUUAUAGGAGAAGCAAUUGAAGCCUACCCUAAAACACCUCGCAUAGAUUGGGUAAAAGAAUGGCCUGGGCAGACAGUCCUGUGUGUCUCUCAGUGCUUUUGGACACAAGAAGUACAAACAUCUAUCCAAAAAGGUCAACAGGCACUUGAGGAAUACCUGGAAAAAAAUAAUAAACAGAUUGAUGAUAUUGUUGCUCUGGUGCGUGGCACAUUAUCUAAACAGAAUCGGGUGACACUUGGAGCACUUGUAGUCCUUGAUGUUCAUGCAAGGGAUGUCCUUGCAUCUCUGGUUAAAAAACAAGUUAAUGAUGAAAAUGAUUUUGAAUGGCUGAGUCAGCUUAGAUAUUACUGGGAGGAAGGUCAUCUUCAAACGAAGAUGAUUAAUGCAGGCUUGCAAUAUGGUUAUGAAUACCUUGGCAACACACCCAGACUGGUUAUUACUCCUUUAACAGAUAGAUGCUACAGGACAUUAUUUGGUGCACUUAAUCUUCAUCUUGGUGGAGCUCCAGAAGGUCCUGCUGGUACUGGAAAGACGGAAACUACCAAGGACCUUGCAAAAGCAGUGGCUAAGCAGUGUGUUGUUUUCAACUGUUCUGAUGGUUUGGAUUAUAUUGCCUUAGGGAAAUUCUUUAAGGGAUUACUUUCUUGUGGAGCCUGGGCUUGCUUUGAUGAGUUUAACAGAAUUGAUUUAGAAGUACUCUCUGUAGUUGCUCAACAGAUUCUUACCAUACAGCGAGGUAUCAACACAGGAUCUAAUCUGUUAGUAUUUGAGGGCACAGAAUUGAAAUUAAAUCCUACAUGUGCUGUCUUUAUAACAAUGAAUCCUGGCUAUGCAGGACGUUCUGAGCUACCCGACAAUCUCAAGGCUCUCUUCAGAACAGUUGCUAUGAUGGUUCCUGACUACGCAAUGAUAGCAGAAAUAGUGCUGUAUUCCUGCGGCUUUGUUAGAGCUCGGCCCUUGUCAGUAAAAAUUGUAGCAACUUAUCGUCUUUGCUCAGAACAGUUGUCUUCCCAGCAUCAUUAUGACUAUGGAAUGAGAGCAGUAAAAUCUGUCUUGACAGCUGCAGGAAAUCUUAAGCUGAAAUACCCAAAUGAAGAUGAAGAAAUAUUACUGCUCAGGUCUAUUAUUGAUGUUAACUUACCCAAAUUUCUGUCUCAAGAUCUGCCACUCUUUGAGGGUAUUACUUCUGAUCUUUUUCCUGGAGUAAAACUGCCCAAAGCAGAUUACCAAGUAUUCAUGGAUGCAAUAAAGGAAAACUGUCAAAAUAUGAAUCUGCAGAUGACCAGCUUUUUUUCAGAGAAGAUUUUGCAGAUUUAUGAAAUGAUGAUCGUGCGCCAUGGCUUUAUGAUUGUUGGAGAACCAUUUGGUGGAAAGACAUCUGCUUAUAGAGUUCUGGCAGCUGCUCUAAAUGACAUAUGUGAAAAGGGACUUGCUGAUGAAAACAAGGUUCAAAUUACAGUGCUCAAUCCUAAAUCAAUAACAAUGGGCCAGCUGUAUGGGCAGUUUGACCCUGUGUCACAUGAAUGGUCUGAUGGAAUCCUGGCUGUUAGUUAUAGAGCAUUUGCUUCUUCUACAAGUCCAGACAGGAAAUGGCUUAUUUUUGAUGGACCAGUAGAUGCUGUUUGGAUAGAAAAUAUGAACACAGUAUUGGAUGAUAACAAAAAACUCUGCCUGAUGAGCGGUGAAAUUAUCCAGAUGUCACCUCAAAUGAGUCUUAUCUUUGAACCUAUGGAUUUAGAAGUGGCUUCUCCUGCAACUGUAUCUAGAUGUGGCAUGAUUUACAUGGAACCUCAUAUGUUAGGCUGGAGACCAAUUAUGUUAUCAUGGCUCAAUGUUCUUCCUGCUGGUCUAAGCCAAAUGCACAAGAAAUUCAUUGAAGGACUGUUUGACAGAAUGGUUCCCCCCUGCCUUCAAAUGAUUAGAAAAUGUGCAAAGGAACUGUCACCGACUUCUGAUACAAAUUUAGUCAGAUCACUUAUGAACCUCAUGGACUGUAUGAUGGAUGAAUUUUCAGAUGAAUCGUUAGUCCAGAAUAUGAGUGAGCGUGAGAUCUGCUCAUGGUUGGAGGGCAUUUUUCUGUUCUCACUGAUAUGGUCAGUUGGUGGAAGCUGCAAAGAAGAUGAUCGUGUAAAGUUUGACAGACUUCUGAGAGAAAUUAUAGAAGGUCCCCUCAGUGAAGAAUCAAGAACACGGUUUAAAAUUUUGCAUCCUGUGGAUCCACCUGAAAAACCAUUCACUGUUCCAAUUCCCAAAGAAAAUACUGUUUAUGAUUAUAAGUUUGUUAAACAGGAUGUUGGAAGAUGGGAAUUAUGGACUGAAGCACUAAGUUCAGCUCCAUCCAUUCCACGAGAGAUGAUGUUCAAUGAAAUCAUUGUUCCCACUUUGGACACAGUUAGGUACACUGAGUUGAUGAACUUGCUGACAACGCAUCAAAAAUCAGCGGUAUUUGUUGGACCAACUGGCACUGGAAAAAGUACUUAUAUAAUUGAUUUUUUGUUAAAUCGUUUGGACAAGGAAACAUACAAACCUUUGCUGAUUAACUUUUCAGCACAGACUACAGCAGCCCAAACUCAAAAUAUCAUUAUGUCCAAACUGGACAAGAGGAGAAAGGGAGUUUUUGGUCCUCCACUUGGGAAAAAAACAGUUGUAUUUGUAGAUGACGUGAACAUGCCUGCUCGAGAGGUUUAUGGUGCUCAGCCUCCAGUAGAGUUGCUUCGGCAAUGGUUAGAUCACUGGAACUGGUAUGACCUGAAAGACUGUUCCAUGAUAAAGCUUGUAGAUAUACAGAUUAUGUGCGCUAUGGGGCCUGCAGGAGGUGGAAGGAACCCGAUCACUCCAAGGUUUCUUCGGCAUUUCAACACUGUAACUAUUAAUGAGUUUGAUGACAAUUCUAUGUAUACAAUAUUCUCAAGGAUUUUAGACUGGCAUCUAACAAUAAGGUAUAACUUUCCCAAUGAAUAUAAAGCCUUAACACCACAGAUAAUACACAGUACCAUGGCUGUUUAUAAAGAAGCACUGAAGCACUUGCUACCUACUCCAGCUAAAUCUCACUAUUUAUUUAACCUCCGUGACUUCUCUCGUGUAAUACAAGGGAUCUGUCUUUCCCGUCCUGAAACAUCAGAUUCUCCAUUGCUGAUAAAACGGUUGUGGGUUCAUGAGGUCCUCAGAGUUUACUUUGAUCGCCUUGUGGACAAUGGAGACAGGUCUUGGCUUGUUGGAUAUAUUGAAGAGGUGGUGAAAAGUCACAUGCGUGAAGAUUUCAAUAAACUAUUUCAACACCUAGAUUUUGAUGGGGAUGGCAAAGUCCAAGAAGAUGAUUUGCGUAGCUUAAUGUUUUGUGAUUUUCAUGAUCUCAAAAGGGAAGACACAAAUUACAAAGAAAUCAAUGAUGUUGAAAAAUUACGCUUAGUUGUGGAAAGCCACCUUGAAGAAUUCAAUAACAUUAGCAAAAAAACAAUGAACCUUGUUCUGUUCCGAUUUGCAAUUGAGCACAUAUGUAGGAUUUCACGUAUACUGAAACAGCCACGCAGUCAUGCACUUCUUGUUGGUGUAGGGGGCAGUGGGCGCCAGUCUCUCACUCGGCUAGCAGUACACAUGGCUGACUAUAGACUUUUCCAAGUUGAAAUUUCUAAAAGCUAUGGUAAUAAUGAGUGGCGUGAGGACUUGAAACUAAUUUUAAGAAAGUCUACUGAGGGCGAGAUGCAGGGUGUCUUUUUGUUUACUGAUUCACAGAUUAAAAAAGAAUCUUUCCUAGAAGAUAUUAACAACUUGCUAAAUGCAGGUGAGGUACCAAAUCUUUUUGCUGUUGAUGAAAAACAAGAAAUUUGUGAACGAAUGCGACAAAUUGACCGGCAGAGGGAUAAAACAAAACAAACAGAUGGAAGCCCUUUAGCUUUGUUUAACUUAUUUAUUGAUCGCUGCCGUGAUCAGUUGCAUGUGGUACUGGCAAUGAGUCCCAUUGGAGAUGCUUUCCGUGACCGUUUGAGGAAAUUUCCAGCACUUGUGAACUGCUGUACAAUUGAUUGGUUUCAGCCUUGGCCUGAAGAUGCACUGCAAGCGGUUGCAACACGUUUCUUAGAGGAUGUUGAAAUAUCAGAGGAAGUGCGAAAUGGAUGCAUUGAUAUGUGCAAAAGCUUUCACACAUCUACAAUUAACCUGUCUGAUAGGUUCCGCAGUGAGCUUCAAAGAUACAAUUAUGUGACACCCACUUCUUAUUUGGAGCUAAUAUCCACAUUUAAAACAUUACUUCAAAAGAAACAGACAGAAGUGAUGAAAAUGAAAAGAAGAUAUGAGGUUGGCUUAGAGAAGCUGGAAUCUGCAUCAUCACAAGUUGCUACAAUGCAGAGUGAAUUAGAAGCUCUGCAGCCUCAGCUAAAGGUUGCCAGCAAGGAAGUUGAUGAGAUGAUGGUAGUCAUUGAGCGAGAAUCAAUAGAGGUAGCAAAAACAGAAAAGGUUGUAAAAGCUGAUGAAGCUGUAGCUAAUGAACAAGCUAUGGCAGCCAAGGCAAUCAAGGAUGAAUGUGAUAGUGAUCUCGCACAAGCACUACCAAUUUUGGAAUCUGCUUUGGCAGCACUGGAUACUCUUACAGCCCAGGAUAUCACAGUGGUGAAGUCUAUGAAGAGCCCUCCUUCUGGAGUUAAGCUUGUUAUGGAGGCAAUCUGCAUUUUAAAAGGAGUCAAACCUGACAAAAUUCCUGAUCCGUCUGGUUCAGGAAAAAAGAUUGAAGAUUUCUGGGGCCCAGCAAAAAGGGUUCUGGGUGAAAUGAAAUUCCUCCAAUCACUUCAUGAAUAUGACAAGGAUAAUAUUCCACCAGCUUAUAUGAACAUCAUAAGAAAACAAUAUAUUACAAAUGCUGAAUUUGUGCCAGAAAAGGUCCGCAAUGCAUCCACAGCAGCUGAGGGUCUCUGCAAAUGGGUCAUUGCUAUGGAUUCCUAUGAUAAAGUGGCUAAAGUAGUAGCUCCUAAAAAAAUAAAGUUAAAUCAAGCUGAAAGUGAACUGAAGGUUGCAAUGGAGGGAUUAAAGAAAAAGCAAGCGGCUUUAAAGGAGGUCCAGGAUAAACUAGCCAAACUUGAACAAAAGCUGGAGGAGAACAAACAAAAAAAAGCUGACCUUGAAAAUCAGGUUGACUUGUGCAGCAAAAAACUGGAUCGUGCAGAGCAGUUGAUUGGAGGACUAGGUGGUGAGAAAACACGAUGGAGUCUGACUGCAAUAGAGUUAGGGAAACUUUACAUAAAUCUCAUUGGGGAUAUUUUAGUUUCUUCAGGAAUUGUGGCUUACCAAGGUGCAUUCACUUCAAGUUAUAGACAGAUGCAAACAAAUGAAUGGACUAUGCUCUGCAAAAGUAAAAACAUACCAUGCUCUGAAGAUUUUUCCCUUGCAAACAGUCUAGGAGAGCCUGUUAAAAUUCGAGCAUGGAAUAUUGCUGGUUUACCAUCAGAUAGUUUUUCAAUUGAUAACGGAAUUAUCAUAUCGAAUGCACGACGUUGGCCUUUAAUGAUUGAUCCACAGGGUCAGGCAAACAAAUGGGUGAAGAAUAUGGAAAAGACUAAUAGCCUUCAUGUUAUUAAACUAAGCGACCCUGACUUUGUGAGAACCCUGGAAAACUGUAUUCAAUUUGGAACACCAGUGUUGCUGGAAAAUGUUGGAGAAGAGCUGGACCCAAUUUUGGAGCCACUCCUUUUAAAGCAGACAUUCAAACAAGGAGGAAGUGUGUGCAUUCGUCUUGGGGACUCCACAAUAGAGUAUGCCCCUGAUUUCAGAUUUUAUAUUACUACUAAGCUGCGAAAUCCUCAUUAUUUACCUGAAACUUCUGUUAAGGUGACUUUGCUCAACUUUAUGAUCACACCUGAAGGGAUGCAGGAUCAGCUGCUGGGAAUUGUUGUGGCUCGAGAGAGACCAGAUCUUGAGGAGGAGAAACAGGCACUCAUUCUUCAAGGUGCAGAAAACAAAAGGCAACUAAAAGAAAUUGAAGACAAAAUAUUAGAAGUACUUUCUUCCUCAGAAGGAAACAUAUUAGAGGAUGAAACUGCCAUUAAAAUAUUGUCUUCCUCUAAGGCUCUGGCGAGUGAAAUAUCUGUGAAACAAGCUGUGGCUGAGGAAACAGAGAAGAAGAUUGAUGCAACACGAAUGGGCUACAGGCCAAUUGCAAUCCAUUCCUCAAUUUUGUUUUUUUCCAUAGCCGACCUAGCUAACAUUGAACCCAUGUACCAGUAUUCCCUCACCUGGUUCAUUAACCUCUUUGUCAUGUCAAUAGAUAAUUCAGAAAAAUCUGAAGAUUUACAGAAAAGGCUACAAAUUUUGAAAGAUCAUUUUACAUAUUCUCUGUACGAGAAUGUAUGCCGUUCCCUGUUUGAAAAGGACAAGCUUUUGUUUUCCUUUUGUUUAACAGCAAAUCUUAUGAAACAUGAACAACUGAUUGAUGAAGAGGAAUGGAAGUUUUUGCUAACUGGCGGCAUAGGACUGGACAAUCCACACUCUAAUCCUUGCACAUGGCUCCCUCAGAAAUCAUGGGAUGAAGUGUGCCGUCUAGAUAAUAUCUUGCUUUUCAAAGGCAUUCGCAAGGAUUUUAUGCGCCUCAGAGAUGGCUGGAAGGCAGUGUAUGAUAGCCUGGAACCGCACCAUAGUACUUUUCCUCCAGACUGGCAAGAAAAAUUAGGCCAGUUUCAAAGGAUGCUGAUGAUCAGAUGCCUAAGGCCAGAUAAAAUAAUCCCAAUGGUGCAGGAAUUUGUAUCUUCGUACUUGGGAAAGCCAUUUAUUGAACCACCGCCUUUUGAUCUUUCUAAGGCUUUUGGUGAUAGCCACUGCUGUGCACCAUUAAUUUUUGUGCUGUCUCCUGGUGCUGAUCCGAUGGCAGCUCUGCUAAAGUUUGCCGAUGAUCAGGGCUUUGGGGGUGGAAAGCUGAGCUCUCUAUCUCUUGGGCAAGGGCAAGGACCAAUAGCCCUGCGCAUGACAGAAAAGGCAAUAAAAGAAGGCAGCUGGGUAGUUCUUCAGAACUGUCACUUAGCCACAUCAUGGAUGCCAAUGCUGGAGAAAGUUUGUGAGGAACUUAACCCAGACACUACACAUCCAGAUUUUCGUCUGUGGCUUACAAGCUAUCCAUCACCAAAUUUCCCUGUAUCUGUACUGCAGAAUGGCGUAAAAAUGACUAAUGAGGCACCCAAAGGCUUACGCUCUAAUAUCAUCCGUUCAUACCUGAUGGAUCCCAUUUCUGAUCCAGAAUUUUUCACCAGUUGCAAAAAACUACCGGAGUUCAAAAAGCUGCUGUACGGCCUAUGCUUCUUUCAUGCUUUAGUUCAAGAGAGACGGAAGUUUGGCCCAUUGGGAUGGAAUAUACCUUAUGAAUUCAACGAAACAGAUAUGAGAAUCAGUGUUCAACAGCUCCACAUGUUUUUAAAUCAAUAUGAGGAAGUACCCUAUGAUGCUCUACAGUACAUGACAGGAGAGUGCAACUACGGAGGAAGAGUAACAGAUGACUGGGACAGACGUGCAUUGCGCAGCAUUCUGAAUAAAUUUUACAACAUUGAAAUGAAUAAAAACCCAAAUUACAUCUUUGACUCAAGUGGCAUUUACUAUGCGCCACCCGAUGGAGAUUACGACAGUUAUAUAGAGUAUACCAAAACCCUUCCUUUAAAUUCAUCACCUGAGAUUUUUGGCAUGAAUGCCAAUGCUGAUAUUACCAAGGACCAGUCUGAAACUCAACAACUGUUUGAUAAUAUUCUUCUCACUCAGUCACGGUCUUCGGGUGGUGGAGCAAAAUCUUCAGAUGAAGUUGUUUUUGAAGUAUCUGCUGAUAUACUAAGUAAGCUUCCCAGUAAUUUUGACACUGAAUCGGCCAUGAGAAGGUAUCCGACCACUUACACUCAAAGCAUGAACACUGUGCUUGUUCAGGAAAUGGGACGAUUUAAUAAGCUUUUGUCCACCAUUAGAGAUUCUUGCAUCAACAUACAGAAAGCAAUAAAGGGAUUAGUGGUGAUGUCUGCAGAUCUUGAAGAGGUAGUGAGCAGCAUUCUAAAAGGCAAGAUUCCAGGAAUGUGGAUGAAGAAAUCAUACCCAAGCCUAAAACCCCUUGGCAGCUACGUCAGUGACUUUCUGGCAAGACUCAAAUUUUUGCAGGAUUGGUAUGAAAAUGGAACACCCCCUGUUUUUUGGCUUUCUGGCUUUUUCUUUACACAAGCGUUUCUAACUGGAGCCCAACAGAAUUAUGCCCGCAAAUACACUAUUCCAAUAGAUCUACUGGGCUUUGAUUUUGAGGUUUUGGAGGACAAGGAGUACAAGCAUGCACCAGAGGAUGGUGUUUAUAUACAUGGACUCUUUCUAGAUGGAGCACGCUGGGACAGAAAAACAAAGAAAUUAGGAGAAUCAUUCCCCAAGAUUCUUUAUGACACAGUGCCAGUGAUGUGGCUGAAGCCUUGCAAGAGGACGGAUAUUCCAAACAGACCCUGUUACAUUGCUCCCGUGUACAAAACAAGUGAGAGAAGAGGAACUUUAUCCACCACUGGCCACUCCACCAACUUUGUCAUUGCAAUGACACUACCAUCAGAUAAGCCACAGGAGCACUGGAUUGGGCGAGGAGUUGCACUCUUAUGCCAACUGAACUCAUAAUGAAAAUGCACUCUGGGAAAGUAUCUGAUUUUUAUUUUCUCCAGUUUAUAAUUAACAGUGUACAACAGAUGAGAAAAAGCAAUGGUAACAUUAAAACAGAGUACCUGCAUAACAUUUUAACGUUGUGACAAAUGAUUUGUUUUGCACAGUUUAGAAUCUGAAUGGGCGCUCCUUCAAUAAGCAGAUCAUGGUCACAUGUAGAGACACACUUGUAAUGGAGACUGUAAUUCACAAUACAUCUAGAUACAGUUUUCCAGGCACAGGAACAAUGGAUUUGCAAAGCAAACGGCAGUGAAUUUCUGAUGUCACACAUUUGAUAAAGCGUGAAUGGCCUUCAUAUUAAUGUUCUCCUUAUUUCAUGGAAUGUCAGAGCAGUACAUUUACAUACACACAAUAAAGGUAAAGCUAGGUUGCCCCCUGAAUGUCCAUAAACAAGGAUGUGAAUACUGAUGAAUGUCUUUUAGCAGCAAAUUUUUACUUGAAUUGGUAGGUUAUCAAGCAUACAGUUGUAAACAGUAGUUCACCAGCAAUCUACAAUGGAGCCAAACUUCUAACAACCAAAUGUGUUAACACUUUAGUGACCACAGUGUGAAAUGGGAAGCAUUGCCAGAGUACAAAUCUUUCUUUAGGAACCUUCCCCAGCAAUAUUGCAGGGAAGAGAAGCAAAUUGUACUAGUGCAAGUGGAGCUUCAGGCAAACACUGUAUAGAGGGCAAAGAAUCAGUACCUAUCUUUUUAUUGUUUCUCUGAAUAUAAGAAGAAAAAUAUAUAAAUGAUAUCCUUCACUGUACCACCAUAUAUUGUAUAUGAAGUGUUGCUCCUAUGCAGUGUCAUAAAUUCAGAGGGAAAUGUGUGUUGGACUGGUGUUUGAUAACAAAAAAAGAAAUUAGGAAUAAGCAAUCAUAAUGGAUUCUCUAUGCCUAUAAAGUAAAUUUUUCUGUAUAUAAGCCUUUUAAUGAUGUCCUUUAUCUCAUACAAUGGUUAAUACGAAAUUACCAUGACCAUGGACAAAAUUGAAAUCAACAGAUCUUAAGAGGACUGUGUUUGUGAGUUACUAAAUCACAGUGCUUAAGGUGCUCCAAGUAGCGGUGUGUGCCGCAGGUUGUCUCAAAAGGAGUUACUGAUUCUAAUACAAGAUGGGCAUGAAAUAAUUUAGCAACACAUUUUGCAUCAGAAAUCCUGGGAAAUGCAAAGUUCCGACUUCAACUAUCACCUGCUGUAAGGAAAAUUGUAUUUAUAAAGGCAUUUAAACUACAAAAUAUUGCCACUUUAAAAGAGGGCCUCUCUGAGCACUUUUGCAAUUUAUUUUUUUUGCAUUUUUGGCUCGGCAUUUCUCAUUGUUGUUUCACCCCUACUGAGCAUUACUGUUAAAACCGAUACAUUCAUUGUUGCCAUUCCUCAGAUUUUGUGGAGAAACUGGUCACCUAAUGUAGCAAAUUGUAACUGUGUAGCAAAUGGGAAACCUGGCUGACUGACCAGCUACUGGGAAACACCAGGGGGUGUUUUCUAUGACAAAGAAAAAAGUACUAUUUUUUGAGUAGUAAUUGAAAACAACUAAACUAAAUAUGUAUUGUAGGUGACCAUGGAAGCAAACACCCAGCCAAUAGGGACACUUUGUAGGUAGUAAACAGCUGGUCAGUAUGAAUGCACCUGCUUACUAAAAGCUGCUUUUGCCCCUUGUUCUUUUGCUUACAGACUUUACAGAAGGAAAAAAA
This is a messenger RNA of Xenopus tropicalis (tropical clawed frog), 13789 nucleotides long. RefSeq names its product dynein, axonemal, heavy chain 7 (gene dnah7). The record is from RefSeq and is a predicted model, not a curated record. Gene Ontology annotation, biological process: microtubule-based movement; inner dynein arm assembly. Gene Ontology annotation, cellular component: axonemal dynein complex; axoneme; motile cilium. The coding region runs from base 97 to 12075 and encodes 3992 amino acids. The transcript is spliced from 64 exons. Lineage: Eukaryota; Metazoa; Chordata; Amphibia; Anura; Pipidae. Gene Ontology annotation, molecular function: minus-end-directed microtubule motor activity; dynein light intermediate chain binding; dynein intermediate chain binding.